Messenger RNA from Fusarium graminearum PH-1, 1076 nucleotides. RefSeq names its product ubiquitin-conjugating enzyme E2-20 kDa. The record is from RefSeq and is a predicted model, not a curated record. NCBI's taxonomy places the organism in Eukaryota, Fungi, Ascomycota, Sordariomycetes, Hypocreales, Nectriaceae. The transcript is spliced from 3 exons. Bases 333 to 866 code for a protein of 177 amino acids.
GUCGCAAUCCAAAACAAGCAAGCAAGCAAAUCAUUCGUCGUCUGGUCUCGCUUGAAAGUCACUUUAGUCCAAGACCUUUCUUCCCGCUUUCAUCUUUAGGCCUCUCGUCACAACGCCAUUGCCAAAGGGUCUUUGUUUCCCCCAGUCGCCCCUGCAUUCGUCCAACUUCAUCUCUUGCCAGUUGCGGAAUUGUUGUCUGCACGUACUGUACAUAAACAACUUCCUACUCGCUUCCCUUCUCCUACGACUGCAUCUCUUGCCUGGUGUUCUCUUGCUUGUCAUCAUCUGUUCAUACUUCAUACUCGAGUAACCAUAACCAUCAACAUAACACAAUGGAGUACACUAUGGAAAACAGCCAGAACCCUGCUCCUCAAGCCGCCAAGGUUAACGCUGGUUCCAAGGGUCCCGACUCUCAGAGCACCACCAAGAGACUCCAGACCGAGUUGAUGCAGCUCAUGACAUCGCCCGCUCCCGGUGUCUCUGCCUUCCCCUCUGCAGAUGGCGACCUCCUAUCAUGGACUGCCACUAUCGAGGGUCCUGAAGAUACCCCUUACUCUGGUCUGACCUUAAAGCUCAGCUUCGCCUUCCCUUCCAACUACCCCUAUGCGGCACCCACGGUGCUCUUCAAGACGCCCAUCUACCACCCUAAUGUCGACUUCUCCGGCCGUAUCUGCUUGGAUAUCCUCAAGGACAAGUGGACUGCCGCUUACAACAUCCAGACUGUUCUCCUCAGUCUGCAGAGCUUACUCGGUGAGCCCAACAAUGCCUCCCCCCUCAACGGUGAGGCUGCUGAGUUGUGGGACAAGGACGCCGAGGAGUUCCAGAAGAAGGUGCUGGCACGUCACGUAGAUAUCGAGGACGAAUAAAUAGUUUUUACGGGGAUUUGGGUGCUUUCAUACUUGAAUACGGGAACAGGAGUAGCAGGUGUAUGGAAUUUGGUUUGAUGACUUGUUAGGAUUACACGAUUGCAUGGCAUUUCUACAGCUGGACAAACAGCAAUGGGAGGGAGGCAUUGAUGGGGUCAGAAAUAAAUAGACCGUUGUCGAUAGCAGACCCUCUAAUCGACAGUUCAUAAC